AUGAGUCUCGCCAGGCCGCUCUUGCUGUUGCUACUGCAGAUUGCGGGCGAGGCGCGAGCCUUGCACGCAGGCGCCAACGCCGCGCCCGGGCAGCUGCUGCGCCGGCCCGCGGCCGCGCUGCUCCGGGCGGCGCCCUCGUGCGGCGCAGCGCUGGGUGGGGCUUCUCCGGCGGGGCUGCGGGCGCUGCGGCUGCGCGGCGGCUCGAGCCAGCUGUUCGUCAAGACGCUGUCGGGCAAGACGGUGACGGUGGAGGUGGAGGAGAGCGACUCGAUCGCCGACGCCAAGAUCCAGGACAAGGAGGGGAUCCCGCCGAAGGAGCAGCGCCUCAUAUUUGAUGGGAAGCAGGCGCGCCAACCGCGCUCUGCCCUGCUCGCCGCCUCUUGCCUUCCUCGGCGUCGAAUACUGCGCGAGCGCCACCGCCUCUCCGCCUGCUCUCUGGACGACACGAAAACGAUCGGCGACUACAACAUUGAGGAGGAGAGCACGAUCCACCUCGUGCUGCGGCUGCGUGGGGGAGGCGCCGUGCGGUGGUGACGCCCGCACUGCCGUCGGCCGACUUCUGAGGACGCUUGUUGCGUGGAGAGGGUGGUAGAGCCGUGUAGCGAGGCAGUGCGACGGCGUCGCUCGGUGUCGCGAGGGGUGGAGGUCUCUCGCGCGUCCGCGUGCGUUCACGUUGUCCAUUGUUGCUCUUUGUAACAGUCUGCGUCACACUCACACACACUCUCUCCCUCUGCUACACCUAUCCGCGGGCGGCGGUGGGGCGGGGGACGUAGUGUCGAAGUCGGUCGGGUGCGGCCCGACAACGCGGAACGCCUCAGAACGCCCAGUUGACGGGGGGUCUCCGUCUCGGCCUGCGCCGUGCGCGGCCUGCGCGGCGCGCUGUGGCGCUGACCGCCGCUGUCCUCGCAAGCUGAGUGUCCCCCGAAACGAUGGCGCGGCCAUGCGAAGAAGCAUGGGCGACUGGGCACUCCCCGCGCGUGGAAUAAAGUGGGGGCUGCCGCGGUGGCGCGCGACGCGGAUGCCGGUUCCGCCGCAAACGAUACCAUCGGGCUCUCAGACAUGAAUCGGCACCCCGACCGCUAGAGCGGCGCCUCCCCGCCAGCGCCGCGGCUCGAAGCUGUCCGCCGGGCCCGGAAGACAUGUAGACGGGGGCAAGAGAGCAAGCGGCGGCACAACAAAAGAGCAAGCGGCGGCACAAAGCGAGGAGGAGGCGUGAGAGGCGGUGCUGCUACAGCUUCGCCAGCUCCGCCUGCAGCUCCGCCUCCCACGCCUCCGCGCCGUCCGCCGCCUCGCCGACCGCCUGUGUAGGACACGUCAGGGACGUGUCGCGGACGUGUCCAGGACAUGCCACCCGUGCCGCCGCCCCGCGGACCGCCGCGUCGACGCCCGCGCCCGCGCAAAGGCCGCCGCCUCUCGCCAAGCCGCCUCCGAUGCACACCGCUGCCGCCG
Molecule: messenger RNA, 1449 nt
Organism: Emiliania huxleyi CCMP1516
Lineage: Eukaryota; Haptophyta; Isochrysidales; Noelaerhabdaceae
Exons: 4
Coding region: 1-534 (177 amino acids)
Biological process (GO): modification-dependent protein catabolic process; protein ubiquitination
Cellular component (GO): nucleus; cytoplasm
Molecular function (GO): ubiquitin protein ligase binding; protein tag activity
Source: RefSeq, a predicted model, not a curated record